UGUCGUCACUUUUUAUUGUCUCUUUUUUAGGUGAACAUGGAUUAUUUUCAAUUUGAUUUAUUAAUGUAAUCGAAAUGGCUUCAUCAGUACAGAAUAGUAGGAUUUCAUCACCUGGUUAUUGUGCCUGUUGUCGAACGUGCAACAUGUGGUGUUGGAAAGGAUUCAAAUGGCUUCCAGUGUCAUUCAUAGUGUCUAUAAUAACUUGGUCAUACUAUGCCUACGUUAUUCAACUCUGUAUUUUUACAAUACAAAGCACAGUCCAACAAUGGAUUUAUUUGGUGCUGUACCACAUACUCCUAAUAAUGUUCGUCUGGUCUUACUGGAAAACAAUUUUUGCAGAGAUAGAACCAAUCCCUGAAAAAUACAAGCUGCCUGAAGCAGAACUAGAGAAGAUGUUGAGUGCAGAAUCUGAAGAUUCACAAAGAACAAUCCUUGAAAACUUUGCUAAGGAUUUGCCAAUUGUUACAAGGACAAUGUCUGGAUCGAUACGCUACUGCAACCGGUGUGUGCUCGUCAAGCCUGAUAGAGCUCACCACUGCAGCAUAUGCGCUCGGUGCGUGCUCAAAAUGGACCACCACUGCCCCUGGGUGAACAACUGCGUCUGCUUCCACAACUACAAGUUCUUCAUGCUUUUCCUCGGCUACGCGCUGCUGUAUUGUCUCUUCGUCAUGGCGACAUGCCUGCCGUAUUUCAUACGACUUUGGAAGGGCGACUUCGGUACAGCGACAUCGAGUGGUCGUUAUCACAUCAUAUUCGCUUUUUUCGUGUCGCUAAUGUUCGCGAUAUCUCUGGGUUCCUUAUUCGGAUACCAUUGUUACCUCGUCGUCAAUAAUAGAACAACUUUAGAAGCGUUUAGAGCGCCGAUGUUCCGAGGCGGCGCCGACAAAAAUGGCUUCUCAAUUGGUGCUUUCAAAAACUUCAAGGAAGUGUUCGGUAAUAGUCCGAACCUCUGGUUGGUGCCUGUAUUCACAAGCCUCGGCGACGGCUGCGAAUAUCCGGUACGUCGCGAACACCAGCUGCAGACGUUCACGAGCCCCCAGGACACCCAUGGCUACGAGUCCAUGGGCAUCACGCGCUCCAGCGUCGAGAUGGCCCGCGAGACUGAGAGAUGGAGACUGUGCCCGCGAAAGGGCAGAACCGUCCCGCAAAUAGUAUAAGGAUUUCGAUUAAUUUAAAAUCGAUUUUAUUUAUAAAAAAAAAAAUGUAUUCAAAUAAAUACUUAUUUAAAUUGAA
Molecule: messenger RNA, 1233 nt
Organism: Bombyx mandarina (wild silkworm)
Lineage: Eukaryota; Metazoa; Arthropoda; Insecta; Lepidoptera; Bombycidae
Product: palmitoyltransferase ZDHHC2
Molecular function (GO): palmitoyltransferase activity
Source: RefSeq, a predicted model, not a curated record